AACAGGUGAACACAUUACCACAAACUCUCAACACACACCCUGUGUGGAGUACAGGACAUACAUCAGAUAUGGUUCAUCUUAUGUCAGUGACCCUGCUCUUCUCAGUAGUGUGUGGUAUCAGGGCAGAUGUUCCUCACUGCUAUCACUUUGUGAAUGAGAAUAAAACCUGGAGUGAAGCUCAGACUUACUGCAGAGAGAAAUACACUGAUUUGGCCUCCAUCAAUAACAUGGAAGAGAUGAUAAAGCUGGAUCACACACUGAAGAAGGAAACUGCAAAGCAAGCUUGGAUCGGUCUACAGAGAGGGGGCACUGGGAAAUGGCAGUGGUCUCUGGCAGACCAAACUUUCUACAGAGACAGAGACACGUACAGAAACUGGGAAAGUGGACAACCUGGGGGAACUGAGUUCUGUGUUCCAAUGUACAAAUCUAAUGGCAAGUGGCAUGAUUACCCCUGUAACUUCUCAUUCCCUUUUGUGUGUUAUGAAGAAAAGAACACAAAUACUGAUAGAUACAUAUUGAUUAAUGAGAUAAAGACCUGGAGUGAUGCCCAAACCUACUGCCGAGAGAAUCACACUGACCUGGUCAGUGUGAGGAACCAAACUGAGAAUGAGGAGAUCAGGGGAAAGAUUCAAAGUUCAAGAAAUGAGCCUGCUUGGAUUGGUCUGUUUUAUGACUCCUGGAAGUGGUCAGAUCAGAGUAAUUCCUCAUUCAGAUACUGGAGCUCUACCGGACCCAGUGGAGGUUUGAACUGUGCUGCAGUGUCUGUGUCUGAGCCACACUAUUGGAGUGAUGCGAACUGCACAGAAAAACUCCCAUUCAUCUGUCAUGAGAACAGACUGAUCUUGAUCAAACAGAAUCUGACCUGGCGGGAAGCUCUGAAUUACUGCAGGAAUCAUCAUUAUGACCUGGUCUCAGUGCGCACUGAGGAGAUGCAGCUCUGGGUGAAGGAGGUGGUUCAAGAUGCCUCCACUGAACACGUGUGGCUCGGCCUGCGUCACGACUGCACCCAGCGGAUCUGGUUCUGGGUUUUUGGAACCAUGGUCUGCUAUCAGGACUGGGCCCCGGGGACCGGGACAUGGAAUGAAGACUGCAGCCAUGAGAAGAGAAGCGGAGCAGUUCAGUCUGGAGGACAGCAGCAGUGGAUCGACCUGCCUCAGAGCUACAAACUCAACUUCAUCUGCUCUACCUAUGAUGAAAUGUUUUGAGUGAACAUGAAGACUGAAGACAAGCUGUGGUCCACCAUCUGUAUCAAAAUCAGAUCUACAGUACUGUCUCAUUUUAUACUCUUAUAUACAUUAUUGAUAUAAAUGUAUCCUCUUUAUCCAGAUGCUUCAACAAUUUCUUUUUAAUAUGCUCAGUCAGUUCCACUCUCUCCAUACUGCAUGAUCUUUUCAUAUUAUCAGAGAACGUUAUCUAUAAUAUGCUUGCUUUUCUUACGAAUAGAGGGUUUAUGGGCAAUUAAGGUGAAAUCUCUUUGGAUUUUUAUUCUUCAGUGUGUUUGUUCUGGACAUUUUAAUUUUUUUCAUCUGGGAAACAUCCCACAUUCAGAUCAUUUACACCCAUGAAGGAAGUUUGGAACACCUCGCCCUGCAUACAGUGAUGUUAAAAUGUUCAUUAUUGGUGAUGGGUAUACAGGUGUCAUGUGAUACAUUUUUAUUGUUUCUUUUUUUGUGCAUUUUUUGUGUAUCUGGACAAAUGAGCUGGAACGGUCAGCUUCUCGAGACCAAUGCCCUUGUGCCACCUGCAGAAUUCUGGGGCGAAAAAACACCGCAAAAAAACAGAGAACCAGAGAUCGGUUUCACUGCUGUUUAUUCACAGUUUUCUCGCCAAAGAUGAAAUUUUACAGACAACCUUUUAUAAUAAAUUAUAAUCUCUCUAAA
Messenger RNA from Neoarius graeffei (lesser salmon catfish), 1880 nucleotides. Its product is annotated as C-type mannose receptor 2-like. The record is from RefSeq and is a predicted model, not a curated record. The coding region runs from base 69 to 1205 and encodes 378 amino acids. NCBI's taxonomy places the organism in Eukaryota, Metazoa, Chordata, Actinopteri, Siluriformes, Ariidae. The transcript is spliced from 6 exons.